Molecule: messenger RNA, 1626 nt
Organism: Cephus cinctus (wheat stem sawfly)
Lineage: Eukaryota; Metazoa; Arthropoda; Insecta; Hymenoptera; Cephidae
Product: FAD synthase-like
Exons: 9
Source: RefSeq, a predicted model, not a curated record
AAAGAUGGCGGCCAGCCCCCACCACUUUAAAAAAGUUGCCUCACUUCUCUCAAUGGCAAGAUACUGGAAGCUAACAACAUGCUCUCAGCGCUCUCGGCUUAUUUUCGAACACACCCACAGUGCUUCAGAGCACGUAAAAACGUUUGCAUGAACGGACAUAAUAAUUAUACAAUUGAUCAUUAUUUUAUGAAGUGUCCACGUGUGGUUCUACUUUGCAUUAUAUCAGCCUUACCAGUAUUUUCAUAAAAAGCCUGAAAUUUCAAUUCAUUGAAACAAUGCUGCAGCUUUAUCAAUGUAUGUUUCGUACUUUAUCAAGAAAGUUCAAGGGCUCUACAAGAAUUAUAACUUGUUCAUGCAAUGGAAUAAUAAAUUAUCAUACAGCGGGAAUAAUUGUCAUUGGAGAUGAAAUAUUAAAAGCACAAGUCAAGGAUACUAAUUCACACUAUAUGUGCAAUUUAUUAUAUCAGUGCGGGAUCAAAGUAAACAAAAUUUCAGUUAUUAGUGACAAUGUAGAUGAAAUAGCAAAUGAAAUCAGAACUUUCACAAAUGAAUACACAUAUGUAAUUACUUCUGGCGGAAUAGGACCAACUCAUGAUGAUGUUACUUAUGAAGCUCUUGCAAAAGCUUUUAAUGACUCUUUACAUUAUCAUCCAAUUUUGAUGGAUAUUAUUAAAAACCAAUUUAAAAUUCAAAAUCCUUUAUCUUCAGCAUAUAAACUGGCUUACAUUCCAAAAAAGGCCUUAUUGAGAUUUGGAGUUAAUGAGCAAACGAAACAGAAUUUAGCUUAUCCUUGUAUAAUACUAAAAAAUGUAUAUGUGUUCCCUGGUUCGCCAGAAUACUUUGAAAGGUCAUUUGGAUCUUUAUACAAGGAAUUAUUUGCUUCUGACAAACAUUUUUUCAUCGAAGAAGUUUUCAUAGAUGCAAAAGAGGAAUCAUUUGCUGAUGCACUGUCAAUUGUUUCCAAAGAAUUUCCAUGUAUGUCCUUCGGUUCUUAUCCUCAGAGUGCUCACAGCUAUUACAAAGUACGUGUUACUAUAGAAAGCGACAAUUUGGAUGACGUAAAGAAAGCCAAAGAAAGAUUUUUCAAUUUAAUUCCACAAAACAUUUUAGUGAAUUAUGACCAAACACCUUAGGAGAAAGCUGUUUUGAAAUAUGAACAUUUUAUACAAAAUUCUAAAGAGAGAUUAUUGUAUGAAGAUUCAAUUAAAAUAUUACAAGAUAUAUAUACGAAUCCUACAAGUGUAGUAAUAGGGUUUGAUGGUAGUAUAGAAUCUACAGUACUGUUACAUCAUGCACAUAUAGUUAUCAAUAAACUAUCAAGCAAUAAUGUAAAUUUGAAAGCUGUUUAUUUAAAACGUGAAAAAUCAUUUCUGGAUGUAGAAAAAUUCAUCAAGCACACUGUGGAAAGGUAUAACAUAAACAUGUUCACAUUGAAGGGAACACCACACAGAUGCUUAAAGAACUAGUAUUAUUAAAUCCCGAGCUGAAAAUUUUAUUGAUCGGGACAAAGGAGGAUAAACCAGAAAAUGGAGUAUUUCAUGAUCUAGCUCAUAGAAAGUCAUUUGAAUCAGUUGAAAUAAGGUAUCCGUUACUAAAAUGGACUUAUAAAAAUGUGUUGACAUUUGC